Peronospora belbahrii is the source of this 1560-nucleotide messenger RNA. NCBI's taxonomy places the organism in Eukaryota, Oomycota, Peronosporomycetes, Peronosporales, Peronosporaceae. The record is from the annotation of a GenBank genome assembly.
AUGACGGUAGCUCUGUCAUUUGAAAGCGACGAUGGCUCGCGAGCCAUCGAGAUGCAGGUACAGGUGCAAGAGGAAGAUGGUGUGCGUACGAAAGAAUGCAACAUUCUUGAAUAUUAUGAGAUUGCGCGCAUUGUGGAGCAGAUCUGUCGUGGUGGCUACAAGAAAAUCGCUCUGCAGUUUCCAGACUCGCUACUACCAGACGCGUCGAAGGUUCAGCAGAAGCUGAAGGACCGACUAGUUGGCCAAUGGGAGCGUGUUUUUGUUCUUGGAGACACAUCAUACGGCAGCUGCUGUGUGGAUGAAGUAGCAGCGCAGCACCUUGUGGCUGACUGCAUCGUGCACUUUGGUCGCACGUGUCUGAGUGCUACGACCAAAAUUCCUGUGAUCUACGUGUUCGGCAAUGCGCCGAUUUCAGUCGAGGAUUGUAUCCAGCAAUUGAGUGAACGGAUUGUUGCUGUGGAGCCGACAAAGACACUGGUGCUGCUGUAUGAGCCGCGCUAUCAUCAUGCUAGUGGUAGUGUACUUCAAGGACUAAAGAAUAAGUUUAGCGAACGGAAGUUGGCGGUUGGAAAAAUGAAGACGUUUUAUGAUCCAAAGGACAAGGUGGAGGCGUCAAGCACUGACAAAAACUCGUCAACGUGGGUGCUUCAAAUUGGUGGGCAGGAGAUUGUAGUAGACUCAAAGAAUUGUGAGAUUACCCCAGAAACGUUUGCGCUGCUGUACAUUGGAGCAGAAUCAGCUCACCUUACCAGUAUCUUAAUGCGGUACAGCACUGCGGAUUGUUUCUCAUACAAUCCGGAGCUGAAUUCGUCACGGAAGGAGGGCACGACUGUCAAUCGUGCGCUCAUGAAACGCUUUUAUCUUGUCCAGCAAGCCAAGGAAGCACAAAUUUACGGGAUCUUGAUGGGCACGCUUGGUGUCAAUCGAUAUCUGGAUGUGGUGCUUGGUCUCCAAAAGCUGAUCAAAAAGAGCGGACGCAAGUCGUAUCUAUUCGUAGUGGGCAAAGUCAAUGUGCCAAAACUCGCAAACUAUGCAGAGAUUGAUGCUUUCGUGCUCGUGGCAUGCCCGCAAAAUACAUUAAUGGAUAGUAAGGAGUUUUACAAGCCUAUUGUGACCCCGUAUGAGCUUCAACUGGCAUUGUCGCCUACGGAAGUGUGGGAUGGUCAAUACAAGACGGACUUUCGUGAGGUGAUACCCGCACUUGAGAAUACGACACAGAGUGUGGAGCAAGUAGCAGAUGGAGAAGAGAAUGACAACGCUGAUCAACCAUAUUUCUCAUUAAUUUCUGGAACAUACAAGACAACAACACUCGACCGUAAGGCUAAAACCUAUACCAUCACGUUACACGGAGAAAAUGACGCAUCGACGACGUUGCAAGUCAAAAAUGAGCGCACAGAGCUUACGACAUACUAUAGUGAGGCUGCUGAUUAUUUAUCUACAAGAGAAUAUCAAGGGCUGGACCCACGAAUGGGUGAAACAUCUGCACACGCUGCCAUUAAAGGCAGCAAAGGCAUUGCACGGGGAUACACCCAUGAAAUGAAAUCGAGCUAUACUACUUAA